This is a messenger RNA of Cynoglossus semilaevis (tongue sole), 925 nucleotides long. RefSeq names its product M-phase phosphoprotein 6 (gene mphosph6). The transcript is spliced from 5 exons. Lineage: Eukaryota; Metazoa; Chordata; Actinopteri; Pleuronectiformes; Cynoglossidae. The record is from RefSeq and is a predicted model, not a curated record. Bases 168 to 653 code for a protein of 161 amino acids. Gene Ontology annotation, biological process: maturation of 5.8S rRNA.
UCGGAGCUCGAUUGGUUGUUCUGGGAAGCUGUUUGACUCAUUCUGUGUGCGACGGCAGCAGCUCGUGGUUAACUUUAGCAUUAGCUGUUGGAGGUAACACUCAGGUCCAGAACGAGCAGAAUCUUUGUGUUUUCUUCUGCUUCUCCGUGUGGAAAACCGUGGUAAAAAUGAGCGGGGAUUCAACCAAACUUUCUAGAAACCUGCUGCGGAUGAAGUUCAUGCAGCGAGGACUGGACGCAGAGACAAAAAAGCAGCUGGAGGAUGAAGAGAAACGGAUCAUCAGUGACGAACACUGGUACCUGGAUCUGCCCGAGCUCAAGGCCAAAGAGAACCUGAUCAUGGAGGAGAAGAGCUUCGGUCCGUGUGAAGAGCUGGUGUUUGGUCGCAUCUCCUUCAGGGGUUUUAAUCCAGAGGUGGAGAAACUGAUGGAGCUGCUGAAUCCCAAACAGAAAACAGAGACUGAGGAGGUGGAGACGGGCAGGAUGCAGACGGAUGUGACCGACGAGGAGAUGGCUCAGAGGUAUGAAAGUUUAGUCGACAGCAUGAAAAGAAAAUUUGCAAAGAAGCGCCAACGUGCGGCCGUAGAAGAAGACGUCAACAUGAACGUGACGAACACAAAUGGGAAGAGAGUUUUCCUCAAACCUCAGGACUGAAUAUCAGGACGUGGAUUUCAAUCAAUCAGAGACUGUUAUACAUCCUGGACGUUUUUCUUUUUUUGUUUUUUUUUAAGGAAAAUAAGUGUUUUUAUGAAACACACGAUUUUACACUUUUCGCAAAUGUAUUAAUUUGAGCAGCAGAAAGAGAGUUGAUUUAUCAUUGAGUCAGAUUAUUGGUCAGCUGUCAAUCAUCAGUAUUUAUUACUAUAUAGAGGAAGUGAUGACUGUUCAUUAUUGUCUCUUAGUUUAUAAUAAAAACUGUAACCAUG